This is a messenger RNA of Cottoperca gobio, 1068 nucleotides long. Its product is annotated as ADP-ribosyl cyclase/cyclic ADP-ribose hydrolase 1-like. Gene Ontology annotation, biological process: positive regulation of B cell proliferation. Gene Ontology annotation, molecular function: phosphorus-oxygen lyase activity; NAD+ nucleosidase activity, cyclic ADP-ribose generating. The transcript is spliced from 10 exons. NCBI's taxonomy places the organism in Eukaryota, Metazoa, Chordata, Actinopteri, Perciformes, Bovichtidae. The record is from RefSeq and is a predicted model, not a curated record. Bases 142 to 1041 code for a protein of 299 amino acids. Gene Ontology annotation, cellular component: plasma membrane.
GCGCAGGGUUACACAUCAGAUCACUCCACGACGGGACUCGAUUUGUGCAAAAAUGUGACCUGAGCCAAACAUUUAACAUCACAACCACGAAGCCGCUUGUUUGAAAUGGAACCUUCUGCGUGGGAAAUGGUGGAUUAAGGCAUGUACAAACACGAGGCUGAGGUCAUGACCUCCCUUAAAAUAUCUGCAUCCUUUGUAAUGAUCAACGUGCCAGUAUGGUUUAUUAUGUUCCUGCUCUGCCCCGGUGAACUGAGAGCACAGCUGGGGACUACCCCCAACAUUAAACACAUUGUGGUUGGAAGGUGUUACAAUUACAUCACACUAGUUAACUCCAGCCUGAGGUUUGACUGUGAGGAGAUCUGGAGACAGUUUGAGGACGCGGUUGUCCGUCAGUCCUCUUGUAAUGUGACGGUGGAGGAUUAUCAUCACAUGUUUUAUGCGAUGCCACAAACCUGGCCUUGCGAUAGGUUCCUCUUCUGGAGUAAAACCAGGACGCUGAUGCACAGCUACGCAGCUGUCGUGCCUCACUUCUGGACCCUGGAGGACACGCUGGUUGGCUACAUGUUCAACGACCUCAUCUGGUGCGGACAAGAGGAAGACUCCGGUUUUGAUUUCAGUUCUUGUCCGGAGUGGUCGGCAUGUAGAAACCAUCCGGUGUAUUCCUUGUGGAGGCAAGCGUCACAAAAUUUUGCGGAAAUGGCAUGUGGGAACAUCACCGUAUUACUGAAUGGGUCUAUUGUCAACGCCUUCAGUAGGAAAAGUAUGUUUGGAAGUGUUGAACUGGACAGUCUGAACCCAUGCCGGCUGGAUUAUGUCAACAUAAAGGUGGUGACCAAUCUAGAGGGACCUUUUAUAGAGUCAUGUAGUGAAGGAUCCAUUGCAGACCUGAUCCAGAUCCUUCAGUCCAGAGGUUUCCGCUGGACUUGCACAAACAACGAGGAGACCCUGAUGAUCCUUCAGUGUGUCCAGGACCCCAAACAGUCCUCCUGCCAAACAUGUGCAAACAGCCUCUCGCACAGAAAGAGACUCACACAUAACUGACCCCCCCCUGGAGAGUCAGCAUGUAUU